ACUUCAGUAAUCAGUGCUCGCUAGCCCACCACGCCCUGAACCUAGCCCGGACACCCGCCAGGACAGGCCAGCCCAACGCGAUGCGACCGCCGCCUCAGGGUCCGCGCACCACCAUGUCCAUGGGCUCCCCGGUGCAGCUCAGGCGGCUGAAGCCUCUGUACCAGCUGGUGGUGAACAACAUCCUGGCCAUCGUGGCCGUGCCGCUCGCCGCCGCGGUCCUGCUCAAGGCGUCGUCGCUCGGGCCCGAGGAGAUCCUGGCGCUCCGGCCGGCGCACAUGUUCCUGGCCGCGUUCCUGCCUGCCGCGGCCACGGUGCUAUACCUGAUGCUCCGGCCGCGCGCUGUGUACCUGGUGGACUACGCGUGCUUCCGCACCAGCCCCAACUGCCGCGUCCCGUUCGCGACGUUCCUGGAGCACUCCCGCGUGUGGCCGGGCUUCGACGAGCGCAGCGUCCGGUUCAUGACGCGCCUGCUGGAGCGGUCGGGGCUCGGGGAGGAGACGUGCCUGCCGUACGCGCAGCACUACAUCCCGCCGUCGCGCGACCUGGAGUCCUCCCGCGCCGAGGCCGAGCUCGUCAUCUUCUCGGCCAUCGACGACCUGCUCGCCAAGACCGGGGUCUCCCCGCGGGACAUCGACAUCCUGGUGGUGAACUGCAGCCUGUUCGCGCCGACGCCGUCCUUCGCGGACAUGGUCGCGCACCGGUACAGGCUCCGCGGCGACGUGCGCAACGUGCACCUCGCCGGGAUGGGGUGCAGCGCGGGGCUCGUCUCCGUGGAGCUGGCCCGGAACCUGCUGCAGGUGGCGCCGCGGGGCGCGCGCGCGCUGGUGGUGUCCACGGAGACCAUCACCCCCAACUACUACAUGGGCGAGGAGCGCGCGAUGCUGCUGCCCAACUGCCUGUUCCGCAUGGGCGGCGCGGCGGCGCUGCUGUCCACCGACGGCGCCGGCGCGCGGUUCCGCCUGGCGCGCGUGGUGCGCACGCUGCGCGGCGCGUCGGACGGCGCGUACCGCUGCGUGUACCAGGAGGAGGACGAGCGCGGCAACGUGGGCAUCAACCUGUCCAAGGACCUGAUGAGCAUCGCGGGCGACGCGCUGAAGGCGAACAUCACGGCGAUGGGGCCCCUGGUGCUGCCGGCGUCGGAGCAGCUGCUGUUCGCGCUGUCCUUCAUCGCGCGCAAGGUGCUGAACAACCGGAUCAGGCCCUACAUCCCGGACUUCCGCACGGCGUUCGAGCACUUCUGCAUCCACGCGGGCGGGCGCGCCGUGAUCGACGAGCUCCAGCGCAGCCUGACGCUGUCGGACGAGCAGGUGGAGGCGUCGCGGAUGACGCUGCACCGGUUCGGCAACACCUCCAGCAGCUCCCUCUGGUACGAGCUCGCCUACGUCGAGGCCAAGGGCCGCAUGCGCAGGGGCGACCGCGUCUGGAUGAUCGGCUUCGGCUCCGGCUUCAAGUGCAACAGCGCCGCCUGGGAGUGCAUCCGCCCCGCCGCCAACGCCGACGGGCCGUGGGCCAACUGCAUCCACCGGUACCCCGUGCACAUUCCCGACGUGCUCAAGCACUGAGCCCGGCGCCAGCUCCAGUUUCGUGCCGUGCCUUGCCUUUCCCUUUUCCUCCUCGCCCGGUUGCCAUUGCACCUGCUGCUACAUUUGGUUUGUGGACAUCAAAACGAACCGCUGGAACAGCGAUUGGCCGUGGUCGUGAACUAGGUUGGUGGAAUAUGUGAUGGAGAGUGACAGAGUACUUGUCGUGUCGUAUCAACGGGGGCUCAAGGCGGCGGGGUGGUCGUCAUAAAGGAGGCGAGGUCGGGCCAGGCUGCCGUACAUGGGCGCCCGGGGAACGGACGUGUGUUGUGCUUGUCCGGGGCGUUGUUGUAUUAUCUACCAUUUACUAUUUCUUACAAUUCAUUCCUGCAGUAUACCAUGAAAAGAGAUAUGACAUGAGCUACUAGUAGACGACAAGACGAGCAAAAGCUUUGAUGUAUGUGUGCACCUACUCUUUAUACAAUCAAGUGUUCUCAUUUAAGU
Molecule: messenger RNA, 2024 nt
Organism: Zea mays
Lineage: Eukaryota; Viridiplantae; Streptophyta; Magnoliopsida; Poales; Poaceae
Product: 3-ketoacyl-CoA synthase 5
Exons: 1
Coding region: 81-1562 (493 amino acids)
Biological process (GO): fatty acid biosynthetic process
Cellular component (GO): membrane
Molecular function (GO): acyltransferase activity, transferring groups other than amino-acyl groups
Source: RefSeq, marked validated